AACAAUCUCCCAACUCAUCUCUGUGAAUGCUCAUCUCUAAGGUCGUCUUUAAAUAUUUUGAGUUUUGUUAAUUUUGUUUUAAUAUUCAAAGUGUUCAGCUCAACAGAAUUCACUGUACAUACGAAUCAAAAUAACAGUAUAAAUAAAAAUGAGCGAUUUUCAUUCGUCUAUGAAUUGUAUAUCACCCAAUGCCAGGGUUCUUACUCCGAAACCACAAGUACGUCAAACCCUAGAUGUAAAGCAGAUUCAAUAUAAGGCGAGGAAUAGCAUUACAUGGUUCUUCAUCAAUGGAACGUUGCUCGGAGUUGUUAUUUUUGAUAUCUUAUACGGUGGUGUGGCAUAUAAGCCAUUUUGUUGGGUCGAAUGGUGCUUGGCAUCAGUAUUUGCUUUAAAUGCAAUAUACCAUUUAGCGAGAUAUACAGUAGCAACUUUUACUUUACAUCCGGUAACAUUAAACUCAGGACAAAGAAGAUUAUUAGGUAUACCAGAUGACGAUCCACUAUUUAAGAAUGAAACGCCACCAAUACCCAAAGCAGCAGAGCCCUGUUCUCCACUGAAUUUCUCAUGUAUGAAUCUAAGCAGGCGUUCCAGUGUUCUGGGUUCUUCGGGAUUAGAUGACAGUAAAGAUUAUUCAUCAUCAAGCCCGUUUUGUAAAUACAGCAGUGCAGCAUCGCCCCGUAAAUUAACACUGAGCCCUAAUGGUUCAUUCAACAAAUCCUUAAAUGUUUCUAUAAGCGGAAGUCUAAUAGGAGAAGAUUUAAUACAAGAUGAAGAGCAAUUGCAAAGUUACUUAAAGGAAGUAGCUCGUCGAGAGAGAAAAUCAGCAUGUUCAACAAACAUUGAUCAACCUUCAAAUUUGCUAAGUUCCUUCUGGUCUCAUCCUGCUAUCCGGAGUCCUGGGGAAGUGUCACCUAUGUUGAGAAGAUGUGCUUACCAGUUAGCACCUACAGUUGAUAAGUCUAAAGCUUCUAGUCCUGGUGCUGAAGAAGGUAGUUCCCCGAGAGGAGCAUUUGGUGUUCUAGAUGUUUGGCGGAAGUAUCGAAUCGAUCCUGGGAAAGUGAAUCAAUGGACAGCGAAUUUAAGAAUGUGGAUAAGUAAAACAGUUGUCGAGCGUGUGGCACAAGAAAUAGAAAAUGUGAGCUGUGCCUUAUUACGACAUGGUUUAAGCGAUUCUCAACCAGGACACGUAGGUCUCGAUAGACUUAGGAAACUUGCGCAAUCUCCAUUCUUGGUGUGCGGUAUACCGACACUUCCUGCUUUGGUCCCAUUCUUGGAACUCUCAAACAAUCAGGAUUAUUUGGUCAAAAGAAUUAAGAUCCUUGCCAAAGGUGGUUCCAUGAGUGAAUUCAAGUGGAAUAGUGGAGGAUCUUACAACGGAAAAGAAUGGGAUAGUAGUUUACCAACCGAUACAGCUAUAAUAAUGCACCUAGUGUCGUCUUAUAUGGACACUCAGUUAGAAGCUCCUCUGGAUCAACCCGAUGCUCGUCCAUUUAGUUCCAGAUACAUGGCAAGAGCCAAUUCCGAGCUACCAAGAAACAAGGGACCGAUCAUUGUUUGCCAAACUGUAAAUCCUCCGCAUUACAAUUUGGCUCUGUCAGGAGAUUCAUUGCCAACUGACUUCGAAGAGAUACCAAGGGGUAGAAACAAUAUGUUCCACACUCUCCUCCUAUUCCUGUACAUCAUCAAGACGAGAGAUCAUGGAAUGCUUGGACGAGUGAAUUUAGGAAUGUCAGGUGUCAACAUUCUUUGGGUCAUCGAUGCAUAAUUCUCGUGUCAACGAUUCCGUACGUGUAUCGCCAAAUAGCUAAUCAUACUACAACAAGCGUCGACAACCAUUGCAUAUUCAACAUUUCCCAUGCCGUAUGAACAGACAUUGUACAGACAUCGAUUUUCACGCGCAAUUCUGAAAUGGUAUUUUUUAAGUUACCUUUAAGUCUUUUAUUUAUUUAUGUACUUCCUCCCCUAGGCCAAUUUUUCUAGAGUUCAAAUUUCUUCAUUACGAUCUACCAUACAAUGUAUGUACAUACAAUUGCGUACCGUUAAUCAAAAACACCAAGCAUGGAACCAUCGAUUUUCCAUACAAGGAUUUACACUUUUGCUAAAUAAACUCUCAAAGCGGAA
This is a messenger RNA of Orussus abietinus, 2121 nucleotides long. RefSeq names its product transmembrane protein 209. Gene Ontology annotation, cellular component: membrane. The coding region runs from base 149 to 1765 and encodes 538 amino acids. NCBI's taxonomy places the organism in Eukaryota, Metazoa, Arthropoda, Insecta, Hymenoptera, Orussidae. The record is from RefSeq and is a predicted model, not a curated record. The transcript has 9 exons.